Molecule: messenger RNA, 1266 nt
Organism: Aspergillus ibericus CBS 121593
Lineage: Eukaryota; Fungi; Ascomycota; Eurotiomycetes; Eurotiales; Aspergillaceae
Exons: 1
Coding region: 127-1221 (364 amino acids)
Biological process (GO): protein phosphorylation
Molecular function (GO): protein kinase activity; ATP binding
Source: RefSeq, a predicted model, not a curated record
UGUACAGAGGUAUAAUAGAGUCCAUGAGCGUAGAACUGAGUACAGGGGCAUAUAACCCAACACCACAUACAAACAACCGCCACAUCUCGAGGUCCACAUCUUCUCCAAUGUCAAGAAGACAUCAACAUGGCCGACCCCUUCACAGACGACUACAACACCCUCCACAACAUCCCCAAACCCGCUCUCCCAUACAUCCCCGGGUUCGAAUUCACCAUCACCGAACAUACCCCCCCAAACCACCGAGUCAUCAAAAAAUACCUGCUCACUCGCGAAGAAGCCUUCCAGCGAGAGAACACAGAUGUCCUAACCCGCUGUUUCAACAAGAGCCCCCUACCCGGCCACACCGGAUCUCAUACCCUGCGUCUCAAAAUCCGCAAACAAAUUCGAGUCAGUGACGGAAAAUCCUCCCAAAUCGUCCUCGUGGAAGUUAUAUCAAACCAGCUACCCGAGACCAUGCCUACGACCCUCGUAGCCAAGUUAUACGACCCACUCUACUGGGACCACUACCAAGACAGCGUGGACCCCUUCAUCUACAUCGACAAAGAAUACGCCACGGAGACAGCAGCAUACCAACAUCUCCAUCGUCAACUCCACGAACAUGGAGAAACCACCACCCACAUCCCCCACUUCUACGGCUCGUACACCACAGACAUCACACACCCAGAUACUACUCCUCCCCGCAACCGCCCCGUCCGGCUCAUCCUCCUUGAACACAUCAGCGGCUUACCAAUGGACACCCUCAACCCGCACACCCUCUCCCAAGCAACCCGGAAAAUCAUCCUCGAACAGAUCAUCACCGUGGAAUCCCAUAUCUACAAACUAGGCGUGGAUCACUUCGACACCUACCCCCGGAACAUCCUCAUCCAACACCACCCACACCCAUCCCCCUCAUCACCACCAUCACCAUCACCAGAAAAAAACAUCCAAAUCACCCUCCUCGACUUCGGACACGCCAAAAUCGGCCGCUCCCCCAACCCGGAAAUCAUUCCCGAGAGUGACUUCCUGGGCGGAACAUACAUCAGUCCGAUUCUACGAUGGACCACGAACGGCAGGCGCGAGCCAAUGGAUAGUUAUCACGAGUGGGUGGAUUGGGAUUGGAAUGAUUGGAUUUUUGAGGUUUAUGGGGCGGAUGUUGGGGGGAUUACGGAGGAGAUGUAUCAGUGGUUGCCGUACACUAUGGAGGAGAUGAUUGUGGGGAGGUUGGGGAAGGGUAGGGUUUAGUUGGUUCUUCGUUUUCUUUGCUUGGUUUUGGGGGUUGUGUUGUUG